This is a messenger RNA of Kwoniella shivajii, 1491 nucleotides long. RefSeq lists its product as uncharacterized. The transcript has 4 exons. Bases 1 to 1491 code for a protein of 496 amino acids. Lineage: Eukaryota; Fungi; Basidiomycota; Tremellomycetes; Tremellales; Cryptococcaceae. The record is from RefSeq and is a predicted model, not a curated record.
AUGUCUGCUGCUUCGGAGGAAGUAAUUUUGAUUAAGCCUUUAUCGCCUCAUCCUUCCGUUAUACCUAAUGGGAUAACCUUGGUACCCAUCCCUGGAGUAUGUAUUUGGCCCUUGGGAGAUAUUCCAGCCGUCUAUGUGUUCCCAGGUCAAAUAAAUGUGGAGAGAUUGAAAAAUGCUAUAGCCUUGUUAAGUUCAAUAUAUCCAUCGAUAUGUGGGAGGUUUGUGAGUCGACGUAAAAUUGAUAAAGAGGGAUAUGAUUUUUAUUAUGAUCUCACUCAAUCAUUGAUCCCAUUAUCCAUCCGACAUUUAACCCAAACCCAAACCCAACAAGACGAUGAUGAUGAGAGAUCGAAAUAUCCUUCAAAUGUAUUCAAAGACCGUUCGAUAAUACAAGAUUCAUUAGAACCAUUUUUACAUCCACUGGGAAAAGAUUAUAUUAUCCCUAAUUCGGAUGCAUAUCUAUUCUCAAUACGGUUAACUUAUCUAUCUAAUUAUGGAAGAAGUGUUUUGGGUUUAAAUCAUUCACAUAUAAUAGGAGAUGGUCAAACGUCAUUGAAUCUAUUACAUUGUUUAGAAAAGUUAUAUAUUCAUGGUGAUGAAAGAUGUCUUGAAUCGAAUUCUGGUACGAUCACCACCAUCAAAAACUUGGAAUUGCCAACUUUCUUUUAUGAUGUAGAUUUACCACCUUAUGAUCCCAAGUGGAAUUUAAGGAAAAAGGAGGUUAUAGGUCAUCCUGUACCUGAAUUGAUAGAAACAUAUAAAAGAAAUGCUCAAGGUCUUGAAAGAUUGAACGUAAUUUUAUCUCAAGACGAAAUCAAUAAAUUGAAAUCACAAGUUCUGGAGUUUUCCCUCGAUCAUGAUUUUGAUGAUGAUGAUGGUGGUCUCGGAGGAACAAAAAAAAUCAAAUUGAGUGAUCAGGAUAUCAUCAGUGGAUGGUGGAUUGAUCUGCAUAAUAGAACAGGACAGGAUAUCGGAGGAGUCACAUAUGUGAUUAAUUGGCGAGAUUAUAUUCGCCCCAACUUAUCAGCGGCAGCAGGGAAUAUAGGUCUGAUGCACCAUUUCACCUUACCAACUUGUGAUGCUCGAUCACUCAAAGAUAUCUAUCGGAUAAGCAAGACGAUCAGAAAAGAGAUUUCACUUUUACAAACUGAACCUGAAGUCUUUCUUCCUCUUUUAUCUCAUCAAGAAUAUCAUCUUCAUAAAUCAGCUGAAGAAGGAAAGGGGCAAAUCUUAACUCCUGACCAAGGUGAGGUACUGGUAAAUUCCAAUAUCAGGAUGAAUUGGCACCUCUCUUUCGGAUUUCCAAUCGACCAAGUAGAAUAUUAUACAGAUUUCACCGCAGUCAGAACCCUUCGUGUAUAUCCAGCCAAUCCUAUUCUCGGGCGAGAAUCCGAAAAAAGGGGUGUAGAAUUGAUGUUCAAAGUUCCAGCGAAACUCAGAACUGUUUUUGAAGAUCUCAUCAAAUCAGACCGUGGAAUUUGGGCGACUUGA